Molecule: messenger RNA, 5784 nt
Organism: Mugil cephalus (flathead mullet)
Lineage: Eukaryota; Metazoa; Chordata; Actinopteri; Mugiliformes; Mugilidae
Gene: sh3pxd2ab
Product: SH3 and PX domains 2Ab
Exons: 14
Coding region: 1487-4789 (1100 amino acids)
Biological process (GO): superoxide anion generation
Molecular function (GO): protein binding; superoxide-generating NADPH oxidase activator activity; phosphatidylinositol binding
Source: RefSeq, a predicted model, not a curated record
GUGGGAGUGAGACAGUUUUGGCCAAGUAUGCAGCUAAGAAAAUACGUUUAAGCUAAGUUUGGCUAAUAUUUUAUUUUCAAUAUAUUAAACGCAAGAUACCUUAUGACCUUUACCUUAUGGGAAAUUAAUCUCUUUUCUUAGUAUGCUGCUAUUUUUUUUCUUUUUAUUUUAAUAUAUAUUUUUAUAAUAUAACAACAACAACAACAACAAAAAAAAGUGAACAGUAGGAAAACAUUCAAAUGACAGUGACCAAUAUCACAAUAACAACGACUAAAACACUUUUCUGAUUAGGAACUACACAUAAAACUACUUUAGUACAACGCAAAACUAGUAUUAUAAAAUGUACAAAUGGGUUAAAGAGGUAGCUACUUAAACGUAAAACGUGAUGCAGAAAUGUUUUAUAUUAUACUGUAGGGUCACAGUUAUUAAAACAUUGUGACAAAUCAUAUAUUUUGCCGACCAUACAAUACUGCAUAUGAAACAUGAAUCUGAAUAACUGUAUGUAAACAUGUAGCUUUCUAAUAAACUAUUUUUUUAUUAUGUACAAAUAAAAUUAGUAGAAGUGUCUUAAGAGGGUGUAGUAAUAAACAUUGUUUGCAGUGUGUGUUGUGUAGCUCCCCCAUGUGGAGAAAGGGACUAAAUAUUAUCGUCUUCUUCACCUCCAUGCUCGGGUUUCUUCCACUAGGAGGGAGCAAAGUCAUUUAGUUUAUGCUGCGUUUAAGUGUAGUCGGAAAUCUUGAGUACAAGUCAAACAAGCGUCUUCGUGAAGUUAAAAAAAAAAAAACAGCACUUGUAUAGAGUGCAGUUAUUCACUACCACCAAGAUAUUCUCCUCUAUUGCUUUUCUGAAGAAGAACCGUCGGGAUGUGUUUGGUUUUGGCAGUCUUUUGUUGGAAAAAUGAUAAACAAUAAAAUGCAGUAAACAAUACAAUUCCCUUUUCCAUUCACAUUUUAUACAAAUGAACGUGUGUCUUUUCGGCAUGUGUGCCGAGCAGAUUGUGUUGGGUUUUUUUUUUGUUUGUUUUUUUUGUUUGUUUGAUUUUUGGAGCUCGUGUGCUUUGGUACAAUGUUACAGAAGGAAAACAAGAAAUAGUCCCAAGUAGUUCGACCCCUUUGUUCUUGAAGUGUCCAGCCAGCUGAGGUGGGACCGCCCUGCACAUUUUGCCUCGUACUGCCCCUCUGUGCAGCUGCGGUGCAGCCCCUCCGGAGGGAGGAGAAGUCUGAUUAAACGCCAGUUUUAUUGCGUUGUCAUGUUUCACAAGGAGUUCAGAAACUCCGAGACCGUCUGACAACACCAUUUAAUGGAUGCUCCUAAAGCCUGAGUCCGGAGUCUUCUUUUAUUUCUUGCUUCCCAACCUCGCUUUUCCUUGAGUGUUGCUUGUGAUUUUUGGUUGUCCGUUUUUUUUUCUUUUUUUUUUUUCAUGAGUGAACGUCUCCGUUUGUGCCUUUUGUAGUGGUGCAAAUUCUGUUGUUGGUGGUCUGUCAAGAUGCAGUUCCGCACUGUCCUUGACGUUAAUGUUGUGGACGUGCAGAAGAGAAGGAAUCCAUCCAAACACUAUGUGUACCUAAUAAACGUCACUUACUCCGACUCCACUUCCCACGUGAUCUACAGGAGAUACAGUAAAUUUUUUGAUCUGCAGAUGCGAAUCCUCGACAAAUUCCCAAUCGAAGGAGGACAGAAGGACCCCAAAAAGAGAAUCAUCCCUUUUUUGCCAGGUAAAGUCUUGUUUCGCCGCAGUCACAUAAGAGAUGUAGCCGUCAGAAGGCUGAAACACCUGGAUAAUUACUGCAAAGCUCUGAUGAAACUUCCCUCCCAUAUUUCCCAAAGUGAGGAGGUCCUUAAGUUCUUUGAGACCAAGUCAGAAGAUCUCAACCCUCCCUCAGAAGACUGCGGAGGCUCGGGCAGACGAAAAUCAGGUCUGGAUGCUUCGGACCCCAUGCUCCUGGAACAGUAUGUGGUGGUGGCCAGUUACGAGAAACAAGAGCCUGCAGAAAUCAGUCUCCAAGCAGGCGAGGUGGUCGACGUCAUUGAAAAGAGCGAGAGUGGGUGGUGGUUUGUCAGCACUGCAGAGGAGCAGGGUUGGGUCCCCGCCACCUAUCUCAACUCCCACAGCGGCACACGGGAUGACUUGGAGCUCGGCGCCUCUAAAGCCGGGGAAGUUACUAAGCGACAUAAGGCUCAUCUGAAGAGGCUGGACCGGAGAUGGACGUUGGGUGGCGUCAUCAGCAGGCAGCAGAGCCGAGAAGAGAAGUAUGUAACUGUGCAGCCUUACUCCAGCCAGGGGAAGGACGAAAUUGCUUUUGAGAAAGGAGUCACAGUGGAAGUGAUUCAGAAGAACUUGGAAGGCUGGUGGUUUAUCAGGUACCAGGAUAAGGAGGGCUGGGCUCCUGCCUCUUACCUCAAAAAGGUGAAGGAUGACUUUUCCCCCAGGAAGAAGACGGUGACAGGCCCCGUCGAGAUCAUCGGAAACAUCAUGGAGAUCAGCAAUCUGCUUAACAAGAAAGCUCUGAGCGAGAAGGAUGUGCAGACUGAAGGCGUCCCGGAGAGCCCCCAGGUCGGCAGGAAGGAGAUCAGCUUGCCGAUCCCCUGCGCUGACUCCAGCCCUGUCAAUGCCCCGCAGGAUGGAAAAAGCAAAGCAGAGCCGCCAUCACCCGCUAUAGCCCGCAUUGCCCCACAUCGAGUGGAAAUCGGUUCUCCCGUUCUCAGGCAAAAACCUCCUCCUCGGAGGGAUGCAACUCUGGGAUUUCAGUUGCCCUCCCCACCAGAGCCCCCUACAGUUGAAGCAGAGUAUUACACCAUUGCAGACUUCCAGUCCUGUAUAUCUGAUGGCAUCAGUUUCAAUGGAGGACAAAAAGCAGAGGUCAUUGAGAAGAACUCUGGUGGCUGGUGGUACGUCCAGAUAGGAGAGAAAGAGGGCUGGGCUCCCUGCUCCUACAUUGACAAACGAAAAAAGCCUAACCUGAAUCGUAGGACAAGCACUCUGUGCCGCCCAAAAGUUCCACCUCCAGCUCCACCUGUCAAAAAACAGGACUCGGUGGAGACAGCGCCGCCCAGCAGCCCUGGGUCUGAGGCCCCAGAAUCUCCUGUGUCUCCUGGGAGGCCGGUGUAUGAAGAACCAGAAUAUGAUGUCCCUGCCAUCGGUGAUCUGGACAUGGAGUCUGAGUUUGAGUUUUUGAGGGGAGUAGGUUCCUUGGUGGAUGGAAAGAAUGAGGACACUUCCUCUGAGAGGGGAUCUCAUUUGUCCUCCAAACCUUCUCCAGCCUCAUCCCUCCACAGUGCCUCCUUCAAGAUGGGUGAGUCAUUUGAAGACAGCCACGAGGCGGAGGGGGAGCCAGAGGGAGAGGAAGAGUGUAUCUAUGAGAAUGAUGGCUUCCGGCCAUUCAGGGAGACCCCAGAGAGGCAGUGCAGCAGGGAUUCAAAUUCUUCUAAGACAAGUGUCCUGUCAGAAACUGGCAAGACUGCAAACGCAGCACCGGGUGGAUGGAGAUCUGCAGGCAUCAAGCUCAAGAUCGACUUGAACGGGAGCCCAUUUUCAGCCAAAGUUGAGGAGGCAUCCAGUCCUAAAUCUGCCUGUACUGAGUCCACCCCAGAUUUGUCCAGACACAAGAAAGAACAGGAUGAAAGCAAGGCACCCUCUUCUACCAAGUCCUCCAGUAAGCUCAGACCCGUGGUGAGGCCCAAACCACAGCUAGCCAAGGCGUCCAGUGCAGAGAAGAUGGACAUCAGCACCUUGAGAAGACAGCUGAGACCAACAGGGCAGCUGAAGAAUGGCACCAAAGCUAAGGGUGAGGAUUCAGAGACAGCUUCAGUCAUUUCCUCUGAGGACUCCUUCUCUUCUCAAAGCACAUCCGAUCUCUCCUCCAUCUAUUCCAAAGGCAGUCGGGGAGACUCUGACCUGGAAGGCUGCUGCCUGUAUCGCACCACAGAUCCCUAUGAGAAAGUCCAAGAGUCUGAGCUCAGCUUCCCUGCUGGAGUGGAGGUGGAAGUGCUGGAGAAGCAGGAGAGCGGCUGGUGGUAUGUUCGUUGGGGAGAUACCGAGGGUUGGGCUCCAACUUACUUCCUGGAGCCCGUCAGACAACAAGAUGAUAUGGCAGGGUCUGAAUCUGAUGGCACCCCGACUAAACCUGGAAGCCUCAGCAAGUCCAACAGCCUGGAGAAAAACGAACAAAGGGUGCGAGCGUUGAACAACAUCAACCAAAACCUGAAGAAAGUCACCCCACCCAUCCCCUCCAAGCCUCCAGGUGGCCUCUCCAAACCUACCAGCCUGUUUGGUUCACUCAAACAGAACAGCACCAAACAGCAGCAGGUUGUCAGACCUCAAUCUGUCUUCAUCUCAGCCCCAAUCAGGGAUGGUCCCAGCCCUGUUGGCUCUCUCAGGAGAAACGAGUCCCUCAACUCAACAGACCACCCACGCGUCAGCCCCACGGUGCGGCGCAAUGCCUCCUUUGGCACCGUGCCACGCAACCUGGCACAAAACAACGUAGCACUCUCCAACAGGAACAGAUCUGGUACCGGUAGCUCUGAAUCCCUCGGUCUCAGCUCCCAGAAGAAUGCCCUCCCUGUGUCCACAGUGAAACCAAAGCCCCACAUCAUCCACAACAACCUCAGAGAGGUGUAUGUCUCCAUAGCAGAUUACCAUGGCGACGAGGAGACCAUGGGGUUUCCUGAGGGGACGAGUCUGGAGGUUCUUGAAAGAAACCCCAAUGGCUGGUGGUACUGCAAGGUUCUUGACAAUGGCAGACCAAGGAAAGGAUGGGUUCCCUCAAAUUACCUCGAGAAAAAGCACUAGCACUCGUGUGUGGAGCUGGCGCAACUCUGAACAUACAAGUAAAGACUACUCUCACGUUUGUUUUGUGAAAAACCCUUGGACAUCAAGUCAGGAUUGAAAUCUCACCCGGUACCUUAGCCACAACAAGCAGCCAGACCAAAUUUUAGCUUUAAGAUGAAGGAACACAUUUGUCCAAAUGAGUCUACACGACACAGUGCCUGAGACUUUACAUUAGGAGCAGUACGUUGGGACAAGUCCAAGGAGAACACCAGAAAGUUAAGGAAUGAUUCAAUGAUAUUCUCCAGCAAUUUGCCUUUAACUUGAAAUAAUACGUCAUUUUGUGUCUACUCCUUGAACCCUUUUCUGUAAUUUUGUAAUGUAAUUUUUAAACACUUUUUUUUUUAAGAAUUUAAAGCUUACUGCAUGUUCGAUUUCUUAUACUGACGAUGCCUUGAGCUGUUGAAGUUAAAACCUUUACUCCUCCUUUCCUUGAAGAAAAUCUCCGUUGUCGCCAAAGCUGCUUUGUGUUAGUCUCAUCUUGGUGCUGCAUGUUUUUUUUUAUAUAUAUCUUUAUACUGUAUGUCACUUUUACGUGAAGUAUUUUAUCCAUUUAAUUGUGUAAUAAUGUCCUAAUGAAACAAUUUGUGAGCAUCUCUUAUUAUCAGUAUUUUCUUGCCCUUAAAGAAAAAGAGCUCCACUUUUUUUCGCCCAUUUCAGGGACUAAUUGUCCAAAAUGAAAAUUUCCCUAAUGUUAGUGAAAAUAAUAUUUAUUCAUUACUUUAAUAUCAUAUUAAUACUUAUUUUAUUAUUAUUGCUUUUCUGACUGAAAAAUGAAACCAAUCACAGCAGCUGCAACAUUUCUAAACUAAGCUGCUUUAUUAAUCAUAACAUUUUGAAUUUCUGCUGGGCAGUAAAUUUGACACAACUCUUUUCUUUUUGGGAUGCUCACUUUUGUUUUAUGUUAACUGUGUGGUAAGUGCCAAAAGAAUGACUUUAAUAAAUGCACUUUUGAACAA